Daldinia childiae is the source of this 1911-nucleotide messenger RNA. Its product is annotated as Ankyrin repeat and protein kinase domain-containing protein 1. The transcript has a single exon. Gene Ontology annotation, molecular function: protein binding. NCBI's taxonomy places the organism in Eukaryota, Fungi, Ascomycota, Sordariomycetes, Xylariales, Hypoxylaceae. The record is from RefSeq and is a predicted model, not a curated record. The coding region runs from base 1 to 1911 and encodes 636 amino acids.
AUGGCCGAUUCCCGCGGUCCUUUGCAUUGUGCUGCUAAGUUGGGACAAGACGCUGCUGUAUGCUGGUUACUUGACCAUGGGGUACCAACGGAUUCUAGGACCUCUAAGAGAGUCCCGUCUAGAAAUCAUCGCCAGACCCAAAAGGCUGUCCCGGCUUUUCACUCACCAUUAUACGCAGCGAUCAAAAUGUACAAGGAGUCUACGGCUCUGAUUCUGUUAUCACGUGGUGCCAAUAUGUGGUUUGCGCAACGAGAAUCUCCUGGUAACCAGUUCCAAGAAGCUGCUAUACACUGUGCCGCCUUUCGUGGCUUAACAGCCGUGGUAAGACACCUCGUUCUAACAAUAGCAAUCGAUGUCGAUGAACUUGAUAGCCGUCUCGAGACACCUUUGCAUCACGCGAUAAGGCAGGGUGAUAAUCAGAGUAUGAUCAAGACAAUAUUAGAGCUUGGUGCCGACAUAGACAAAGAACACGGUUCGGAACUUCCUAUAACUACAGCGAUUUCGUGCCAAAAUUUUACCAAUGCGAUGGCAUUUUUGGAUGCUAGGCCAAGAGUGAACAUAAGCAGCACAGGGCCAGGGAGCAUGUCUCCAUUGGCAGUAUGUGCUUUGUAUAUACGGGGAUCUCUAUCCGUAUCAGAGAAUGAGAUGCCGGCAUUAGAGCAACGCAUGCUAUUCGACCAACUCAUCACGUGCGGAGCCGAUGUAAAUGCACCAUGCAAUGGAUUAGAUACACCUCUCGGCAUUGCUAUACGAAGGGGCACCGCUACAGCAGUUUAUGAACUCAUUAAAGGAGGGGCUGAUAUAGAGAAAUGUACAGGGGCCCGUCAGCUUAAGCCAAUCGAUCUCAUAUGGAAUCUUCAAAACACCAUAGACAUCGCUAUAAAAGGAACUAUCUUAGUUGCAGCAGGUGCUCGUCUAGAUGUUCCUUCUAAGGCAACUUCUAAAACAUCUCUAGAGAGGGCUAUGUUUUAUGAAUCUACGGAGAGUCAACCAAUUCUCAGCGCGCUCCUCUGCUCAGCAGGCCGACAAAGUUUUCGGGACGGAUAUCUUGACGAGCUUCUUCAAUGUUGCCUAGAGAAACGCUCCUACGGGCCUGCAAAGAUCUUGAUGCAUCAUGGGGCAUCCUCACGGGGAGCAAAGGAAGCUGCUUAUAGCUGGGCCAACGAGAUAGCUAGUGGCCUUCCAAAUGGUUCCUCUCGUCGGGAUUUAUCACUCUGCCUGGAUUUCCAGUUUUCCGACGAGGAAAUCGAAAAUCUCUUCACAAGCGCGCUGCAUUCCACGAAUGAGGAACACUGUCAUUUGUUUAUAGACCGUGGCGUGCUGUCGUUUUCUAAGGGGCCCAAGCCGUGGCUACACCUAGCCGCAAGAUAUGGCUACUUUUCACUCACGCACCGCCUAUGCAGGGCAGGAAUGGAUCUCAAUGCACUCGAUGACAACUUUGAGCCACCUAUGAUGAUAGCGCUGCGAGCUGAAUAUCCUACCAUAGCUGACCUACAUUUCGACCUCGGAGCGGAUCCCUUUCAUCCUCGGCCUGAUUCAGAAUGCCGACAGUCGCAGGAUCUACCAACGGAAAUCAUAUCGCCUUUCGAGUAUGCCGUGCGUCAUUCUUACUACGCAUAUGCGAACAGAUGGUGGCGAGAUUCUCCGCCGGACUUUGUACCCACGGAGGACUUCUGUAUUCCCCGUGUUAUCGAUGCGGGCGACGAGUGCGCGGGAUUUAUCGAUGAACUGCGCCGUUCUACUAGAAAUAGUUCGAAAGAUACCGAGGAGCAACCUACCCGCCGUCAGAUCGCGGAAGAUUCCUUUGAAGAAAACAGGUUUGAUGAAAAGAUAAUCAGCGUACAGGGACGGUUAACGGACAUUUUAGGGGAGAGCAUACUGGACCGGGACUGGGGUUGCAACGAUUUUUAG